Messenger RNA from Cataglyphis hispanica, 3132 nucleotides. RefSeq names its product AP-1 complex subunit mu-1 (gene AP-1mu). The record is from RefSeq and is a predicted model, not a curated record. Gene Ontology annotation, molecular function: clathrin-cargo adaptor activity. Gene Ontology annotation, cellular component: clathrin adaptor complex; clathrin-coated vesicle. The transcript is spliced from 2 exons. Bases 177 to 1445 code for a protein of 422 amino acids. Lineage: Eukaryota; Metazoa; Arthropoda; Insecta; Hymenoptera; Formicidae. Gene Ontology annotation, biological process: intracellular protein transport; vesicle-mediated transport.
CGUCGCGACGGGCCACAGUGGCAGAGUGGCACUAGUGGCGGUUCGGAGGAGCAAAGUGGUGAGCUGGUUAUUUUUAUUGUUUUAAUAAUACAAAAAACUGUCAUCCCUAAAUGUAAAAAAUAUGCGGAAGUAAAAAUACUCUCAGGAAAGAAAUCGUAUGCCAAGUCUAAGACAAGAUGUCGACGUCAGCAAUAUACAUCUUGGACGUAAAAGGCAAGGUGUUGAUCUCGCGCAACUAUCGUGGUGACAUCGAGACUGGUGUCAUAGAAAAGUUUAUGCCACUUGUGAUGGAACGCGAAGAGGAAGGUAAUCUUACUCCGAUCAUUCAGACACCAGAGUGUACAUAUGCAUAUAUAAAAUAUAAUAAUCUGUAUAUCGUAUCUACUACAAAGAAAAAUGCAAACAUAUCUCUGGUAUUUGUAUUCUUGCACAAAGUGGUGCAUGUCAUGCAAGAAUAUUUCAAAGAAUUAGAGGAAGAAAGUAUACGAGACAACUUUGUCGUUAUUUACGAGCUCCUAGACGAGUUGUUGGAUUUUGGCUAUCCUCAAACCACCGAUAGCAAGAUUCUACAGGAAUAUAUUACUCAAGAGGGUCACAAACUAGAGAUUCAACCCAGGAUUCCUAUGGCUGUGACCAAUGCUGUCUCUUGGCGAUCAGAAGGCAUCAAAUACCGCAAGAAUGAAGUCUUUCUGGAUGUAAUAGAAUCUGUGAAUCUUUUAGCGAAUGCUAAUGGAAAUGUUUUAAGCUCGGAAAUUGUUGGUGCCAUAAAGAUGAGAGUCUAUCUGUCAGGGAUGCCAGAAUUAAGGCUAGGUCUCAACGACAAGGUUCUAUUUGAGUCGACGGGACGCGGCAAGUCAAAAUCUGUGGAACUGGAAGACGUCAAGUUUCAUCAAUGCGUCAGGCUGUCACGUUUCGAGAACGAUCGUACGAUCUCGUUCAUCCCACCGGAUGGUGAGUUUGAGCUGAUGUCAUACAGACUGAAUACACACGUGAAACCUCUGAUAUGGAUUGAAUCCGUAAUCGAACGGCACGCUCACAGCCGAGUCGAAUAUAUGAUAAAGGCGCGAUCGCAAUUCAAGCGUCGUUCGACGGCGAACAACGUGGAAAUCGUGAUUCCGGUGCCAAACGAUGCCGAUUCGCCCAAGUUCAAGACCACAAUUGGCAGUGUCAAGUAUUCGCCCGAGCAGAGCGCCAUCACUUGGAUCAUUAAGUCUUUUCCCGGUGGCAAAGAGUACCUCAUGAGGGCUCACUUUGGAUUGCCAUCUGUAGUCGGAGAAGAUGUCGAGGGUAAACCGCCCAUACAGGUGAAGUUCGAGAUACCGUAUUUCACUACGUCCGGUAUCCAAGUGCGAUACCUGAAGAUCAUUGAGAAGAGUGGGUAUCAGGCUCUGCCUUGGGUGCGUUAUAUCACGCAGAAUGGAGAUUACCAGCUGCGGACGAAUUAGCUAAUUGACAACAGAGUCAGGAUGACAUCAGGAUUUCGGGCGUUAUGCCCGAAUACGAAGACUAAUCGAAUGCGUAGUACGUUUCAGAGCGAAUUAGAAUCGACGGUAAUCGUUUAUCAUUCCGAUACAAUGUGAUGGAAAGAUGACGCGGAAUACGAUGCAAAAACAAAUUGAAUUUUCGAAUACCCUUCUAUUUGUUCUGAUAAAUUUCACAUUCAUUAUGCACUUUUUAAUAUUUCUCUAAAAUAGGAUAAUAUGCAUGGAGAAAACAUUCUCUUCACAGACACAUUUUACAUUUGAGACGAUUCAUGUCUAAAAAGUAUUUAAUCUAAAUGGGCUUUUCCAUCGAUAUCGAUAAACUUUAUAUAUUUCCCAAUUUAUUUUUUAAACACGAUGACUUUAUAAGGGCGUCUAAUAAAACAUAACUGCAACUUUAUGUGGAAAUCAUGUAAAUAAAUCAGCAAUUUAUUUUAUAAUAUUUUCCUUUAACAAGGCGAAUUUAUGGACGGGCAGAAAGGCUCGGUAAAAUUAAAAACUCUAGAUAGUAUUAUAUAAAUAAAGAUUAAAUAUAUACCGAUAUCAUGUUUAAUAAUCGUAAUAUUAUUAGAUUUAUGUCGUUACAACACAUAUUAAUGUAAGAUAACUUAAUAAUAUAUUAAAUUUUUAAAAGAAAUGAUAUAUAUAUAUAUUAUAGAAAUGAUUUUUUUCUUAUUAUAUUCUCGGUCGCAUUUUCAUUUUUUUUUUCAUUGUAACUCGUUUAUAAUCGGUUACCUGUUCCCUUAAAAAUUUCCGUGCCUUGGAAAAAUUAAAGAUUGCUCGGAUAUGCCACAUUGGGAAUGGCAUAAGCGUUCGUUGGUGCGAAUAAAAUGAUACAUAUUUCAACGAGAGAAAGGGGGAGGGGAACACGAAAACGCGAUUAGAACGAAAUGGUGGAAGCUGAAAAGUUUUUAUUUCGGCCUCUCUUUCUCGUCCUACGAAUGCUCGCGGUAUGCAAAUUUUUUUGGCAUAAACGCGCACGAGCGUGUAAUAAUUUUAUGGAAAUCGCUUAUGGUAGUCUCGCCAAGCACAGAAUUUCACACACGUGCGCGCGCGACGCGAAUCAGGAAGAGAAUAUGAAGCACGGGGGGGGGGAAAAAAUCUAUCUCUCUCUUUCUCUCCUUCUACACUCUCGCGAUAAGCGACGCCUUCGUGGUCCAGGUACGUCGAAUCGAGAAAAGAAUGACGUCCGCAUGCUUAUCCCAUAUUCAUCGGCAGUACCGAACGAAUUUUUUUCUCUCCCUUUUUUUGCUACUCCUUUCUUUUUUAUCUCGGUCCGCCCACCCUGUUACGAGCUGCAUUACGGCGCGCCGGAAUGCGACGGGCGAGAUAGCGAUGGUAAUGUUCGGUUACUGCAUAGAUAGUAAUCGGCCUGGAAAUGGGUAAAGGGAGGUUGUUACGAGUGAAUUAGCGGGUCUGCGUGCAAUGUGUUCGAAGUAACUGCUAGGGAUUCCCGAGAAUCGGUUUGAUGCGAGAAGGCUUCUAGCAGCCGAUUACACAACGGGAAGAUACGUAUCGCGCGUAAUUAAUUAUUGUAAUUUAUAUAAAAAAUUAAUUAUUAAUAUUUUUUAAAUUAUAUAAAAAUUAAUACAAUUAAUUAUUAUAUGAUUUGUAAAACUCGAUCUAAAUAUAUAUUUUUUCAUAUCGAUCA